CAAUAUCUAGCCUUUUCCCCUUUUAAUUUAUUGUUUUUUCCCGAGUUUCAGCAAAUAAUGAGUCUUUCGAAUGAGCAUAGUGUUAAUAGAGCUAUGAAUCCUUGGGUUCUUCAUCUUCAAAAACUGGGUCUGGAGCUUAAAUGUCCUCUCUGUUUGAAUUUGUUUAAACGGCCAUUGUUGAUGCCAUGCGACCAUCUGUUUUGCGAUUCAUGCAUAGCCCUAACUGAGUUUGGAUCAGAGUGCCCUAUUUGCAAAUCCCGAUGUGCAGAUCGAGAUCUAAGGCCUUUGAUCUUCAUGGAGAAUAUAGUGGGAAUCUAUAGAAGUUUGGAUGCAGCAUUUACUGCAAAUCUUUCUCAUUCUAUUGAAGACGGUGUUGGCAAAACUGAUAAAUUUGAUAAGUGCAGCAUUCGAAGGUGUAUUUCGGUUAAAGGUUAUGAUACUCCUAACAAAGAUGUGGUUACAUUUGAUAGUUCCGAGAAAGUUGGCUUGCAUGUUAAUCAAGUGGAUCAAGCAUCGCUCAGCCCUCCUUCCAGUGGCGAUACAAAGACAUCCGGCAAUGAUAGUGAACAUAGUCUUGGAAACUAUUCAUCCAAGGGUGCUGGUAAGAGAAAUUUUGAUGAUAUGAUAAGUCAAAAGCAGGACAAUUAUUUUUUAGGGAUUGACGGCCAUUCUUUGGACUCCAUUGGUCAAAAGCGGUUGAACUAUGGGGAGUUAGAUAUGGUUGUCAAGCCUAUGGAUCAUUGUCAAACAAUUCAGAAUGCUCAAAAUGUGGUGACUUCCGAUUGUCAAUUAGGAUCUCGAAAUGAGCCAUCCCUUGCUGUUUCAAAUCUUCCUGUGACAUCAGAUAACCUGUGUGGAAGUACAACCAUUUGCGCAUUUUGCCAGUCCUCUAGAAUGUCCGAGGCCACUGGAGUAAUGCUACAUUAUCUCAAUGGAAGACCAGUAACAGGAGAUGCAUCAUUCAAUUCAAAUGUUAUACAUGUUCACAGCUCAUGUAUUGAAUGGGCACCUCAAGUGUAUUAUGUUGGCGAUUCUGUUAAGAAUCUUAAGGCGGAACUUGCAAGGGGUGCGAAGUUGAAGUGCAGCAGAUGUGGGCUAAAGGGGGCAGCACUUGGCUGUUAUGUGAAGUCUUGCCGCAGAAGUUAUCAUUUCCCUUGUGCAAAAGAGAUUCCAAAAUGUCGAUGGGACCAUGUAAACUUUCUUGUGCUUUGUCCUGCCCACUCUUCUGUCAAGUUUCCAAGUGAGAAGUCUAGAAAAACCCACUCUUCAUCCAAGUUUCCAAGUGAGAACUCUAGAAAUGCCCACUCUUCAUCCAAGUUCUUGAAUGAUAAGUCUGGAAAUUGUGCGCCUGCUAAUGAUGUCAUGCCAAAUGAAAGUGGUCAGCUGAAAUUUAACACCUUUUGGGGCCAGCCAGAAAAUAAAAAAGAUUGGGUUUUCUGUGGAUCUGCUUUGUCUUCAGAGGAGAAGUUCCUUUUGAUCAAGUUUGCAAAAAUGAUUGGCGUAAUUGUAACAAAGUUUUGGAGGUCGGAUGUCACUCAUGUGAUUGCUUUUACGGAUGAGAAUGGUGCAUGCACCAGGACACUUAAAGUUCUCAUGGCCAUUUCAAAUGGGAAAUGGGUUCUUAACAUAAAUUGGAUAAAGGAAUGCAUGAAAGCUAUUCAUCCUUUGAACGAAGAACCUUACGAAGUAAGCCUCGACAACCAUGGGUGUUGUGAUGGCCCGAAAACUGGCAGAUUCAGGGUGUUGAAUAAUGCACCGAAGCUCUUUAAUGGCUUUAACUUUUAUUUUGUGGGUGACUUUGUGUCUGGUUAUAAGGAGGAUCUUCAAAAUCUGGUUGCCACUGCAGGCGGUAAUAUUUUGGGAAGAAUGGAGGAUCUAAUUGAACAUAAUAAUAGUGGCAGUGAUCAAAUAGCUCAAACAAAGACGGUUCUUGUGUAUAAUUUGGAUGCACCUCAAGGUUCAGAGUUGGGAGAAGAAGUUACUAUUAUUUGGCAGAGGGUUAGUGAAGCAGAAGAUUUAGCCACAAGAAUAGGUGGACAAGUCAUUGGUCACACAUGGCUUUUAGAAUCAAUUGCAGCAUGUAAAUUACAGCCUUUUGUCAACAAAGAUUCAUAGUUUAUCAUUUUUAGCUGGA
Molecule: messenger RNA, 2134 nt
Organism: Hibiscus syriacus
Lineage: Eukaryota; Viridiplantae; Streptophyta; Magnoliopsida; Malvales; Malvaceae
Product: BRCA1-associated RING domain protein 1-like
Exons: 12
Coding region: 58-2115 (685 amino acids)
Biological process (GO): positive regulation of transcription by RNA polymerase II; double-strand break repair via homologous recombination; negative regulation of fatty acid biosynthetic process
Cellular component (GO): BRCA1-BARD1 complex; plasma membrane; BRCA1-A complex
Molecular function (GO): ubiquitin-protein transferase activity
Source: RefSeq, a predicted model, not a curated record